Molecule: messenger RNA, 2132 nt
Organism: Orycteropus afer afer
Lineage: Eukaryota; Metazoa; Chordata; Mammalia; Tubulidentata; Orycteropodidae
Gene: LCK
Product: LCK proto-oncogene, Src family tyrosine kinase
Biological process (GO): B cell receptor signaling pathway; T cell differentiation; protein phosphorylation
Cellular component (GO): extrinsic component of cytoplasmic side of plasma membrane
Molecular function (GO): ATP binding; non-membrane spanning protein tyrosine kinase activity; signaling receptor binding
Source: RefSeq, a predicted model, not a curated record
GGGUGGGACGUGGGCGCGGGGAGACAGGCGGUGGCAACAACGGCAAGGGGAGCUGAGACUGUGUCUGGGCAACCAGGCUGGGCCAGGAGGACCAUGUGAACGGGCCAGAGGGCUCCCGGGCUGGGCAGGGAUCAUGGGCUGUAGCUGCAGCUCAAAUCCAGAAGAUGACUGGAUGGAAAACAUCGAUGUGUGUGAGCACUGCCAUUACCCAAUAGUCCCACUGGAUGGCAAAGCCAAGCUGCCCAUCAGGAAUGGCUCUGAGGUGCGGGACCCACUGGUCACCUACGAGGGCUCUCUCCCACCGGCCUCACCACUGCAAGACAACCUGGUUAUUGCCCUGUACAGCUAUGAGCCCUCUCAUGAUGGGGACCUGGGCUUCGAGAAGGAUGAACAGCUCCGCAUCUUGGAGCAGAGUGGCGAGUGGUGGAAAGCGCAGUCUUUAACCACGGGUCAGGAAGGUUUCAUCCCUUUCAACUUCGUGGCCAAAGCAAACAGCCUGGAGCCCGAACCCUGGUUCUUCAAGAACCUGAGCCGCAAGGACGCGGAGCGACGACUGCUGGCGCCGGGGAACACGCACGGUUCCUUCCUGAUCCGGGAGAGCGAGAGCACCGCUGGAUCGUUUUCACUAUCGGUCCGGGACUUCGACCAGGACCAGGGAGAAGUGGUGAAACAUUACAAGAUCCGUAAUCUGGACAACGGCGGCUACUAUAUCUCCCCCCGCAUCACUUUCGCUGGCCUACAUGAACUGGUCCGCCAUUACACCAAUGCUUCGGAUGGGUUGUGCACGCGGUUGAGCCGUCCCUGCCAGACCCAGAAGCCCCAGAAACCGUGGUGGGAGGACGAGUGGGAGGUUCCCAGAGAGACGCUGAAGCUGGUGGAGCGGCUGGGGGCUGGCCAGUUCGGGGAGGUGUGGAUGGGGUACUACAACGGGCACACAAAAGUGGCAGUGAAGAGCCUGAAGCAGGGCAGCAUGUCUCCCGACGCCUUCCUGGCAGAGGCCAAUCUCAUGAAGCGGCUGCAACACCAGAGGCUGGUCCGGCUCUAUGCCGUGGUCACCCAGGAGCCCAUCUAUAUCAUCACGGAAUACAUGGAGAACGGGAGUCUGGUGGAUUUCCUUAAGACCUCCUCAGGCAUCAAGCUGACCAUCAACAAACUCUUGGACAUGGCAGCCCAGAUCGCCGAGGGCAUGGCGUUCAUCGAGGAGCAGAAUUAUAUCCACCGUGACCUGCGGGCAGCCAACAUCCUGGUAUCUGACACCCUGAGCUGUAAGAUAGCAGACUUUGGCCUAGCACGCCUCAUCGAGGACAACGAGUACACAGCCAGGGAGGGAGCCAAGUUUCCCAUUAAAUGGACAGCACCAGAAGCCAUUAACUAUGGAACAUUCACCAUCAAAUCGGAUGUGUGGUCUUUUGGGAUCCUGCUGACAGAGAUUGUCACCCACGGCCGUAUCCCUUACCCAGGGAUGACCAAUCCCGAGGUAAUUCAGAACCUGGAGCGAGGCUACCGCAUGGUGAGACCUGACAACUGUCCCGGGGAGCUGUACGACCUCAUGAUGCUGUGCUGGAAGGAGCGUCCAGAGGAUCGGCCCACCUUUGACUACCUGCGCAGUGUGCUGGAGGACUUCUUCACAGCCACGGAGGGCCAGUACCAGCCCCAACCUUGAGGGGCCUAGUGGCCCUGGGGCCUGGAGCCCCCACACACACAUCUAGCCACCUGCAUUUCUCAGUCUGACUUGGGAAGAUGGAGUUUUAGUGCUCUACCCAUGUGGCCUGUGCACAUAAGGACUCUGCACAUGAAUCCUAUCCACCUGUAACACAUACACAUCUUGUCAUUUGUAUACAUGUCCUGUACUUGUGUGGGCUCUUCACAUGUAUCUUAUACAUGUGUAGCCUGGGCAUGUAUGUCUUGGACACUUGUCCAAGGUGUCCCUUUUGGGGUUCUCUUACUUUCUGAGACCACGAGAGAGAGGACAAAAACCUGUGACUGACACCAGCAUCUGGCCCCCCUUCCUUCUGCUUCCUCAGGUCAUCAAGAAACUUCUAGAGGGCGGGGGUCUUGUCUAAUACCUCUGUGUGCUCCUCCUCGGUGCCUGGCACACAUUAGGAGCUCAAUAAAUGUCUGUUUGUUGAUGA